CUCGGUGUGUCUCACUCAAACCGCUCCCCCUCCCCCGCCCGGAACCUUGGCGCCGCGCUCCGCCCUUGAGCGCCGGAGUGUUUUGGGCAACGGCAGGAGCGCGGCUGGUCUCGGCUGAGGGGAGCCUGGCUGGGCCCGAGAGAGGCCGCGGAGGAGGAGGAGACCACCGGUUGGCGCUGCCGCUUCCACCUUCCCCUGCCCGGAGGCGGCGGCGGCAGAAGGAGGAUGUGGCGGGCCCGGGCGGCGGCCGCCUGCGUUUUCUGUCGAAAUCGAGCAAAUGGGACCUAUGGAGCAAGAGCGAAGUCGCCACUGCAGAAACUGCAUCUUGUUUCCCGAAGUAUUCAUCAUUCCUGCAAUCCUGUUUCCAAAUUUCAAAGGCUGCCAUUACGAAUCUCAGUACAGCAGUUCUCCAUUCUUAAUCAUUUUCCCUUACGCAACAGCAAACUUCUCCUCGUAAAGUAUGGAUCCCAACCCCAGAGGACCUUUUGGCUAGCUAGAGUGGCUUCAAGGCUUCUAAAACUUCGCUAUAUUGUCUUAGGAUCUGCUGUGGGUGGUGGCUACACAGCCAAAAAGACAUAUGACCAAUGGAAAGACAUGUUGCCAGAUCUCGGCGAGUACAAGUGGAUUGUUCCUGACUUCGUAUGGGAAAUUGAUGAAUAUAUUGACUUCGAAAAAAUUUCAAAAGCUCUUCCUGAUUCAGAAGACUUUGCUAAGCUGCUUCCUGACUUUGACAAGAUUGGAGAGAGCUUCAGAUCACUGUCGGGUUUCUUCACUCCUGGUUACAAUUUGAUUAGUGAAGUCAUAGGAGCUUCUGAUCUACUUCUCUUGUUAGGUUCUUCAGGGGAUACGGCAUUCAGAGCUACAGACCAGGGACGUGAGAAUGAGAAGCAAUAUAAGAAGGGUCUUCUUGGCGAGCUCAUUCUCUUGCAGCAGCAAAUCCAGCAGCACGAAGAGGAGGUGCGCAGAGCCGCUGACCAAUACAGCACAGGUUCCUCCCAACAGAAGCGAAAGAUUCCUGACAAGGAGAAGGUGGAUCAGCUCCAAGAAGAACUUCUGCGCACUCAGUUGAAAUAUCAACGGAUGCUUGAGCGUUUAGAAAAGGAGAAUAAAGAGCUAAGGAAGAUUGUACUGCAGAAAGAUGACAAAGGCAUUCAUCAGAGGAAACUGAAGAAAUCUUUGAUUGACAUGUAUUCUGAAGUCCUGGAUACCCUGUCGGAUUAUGAUGCUAGCUAUAAUACCCACGAUCAUUUACCUCGGGUUGUAGUGGUUGGAGAUCAGAGUGCUGGAAAAACCAGUGUGCUCGAAAUGAUAGCUCAAGCCCGGAUCUUCCCUCGAGGCUCUGGAGAAAUGAUGACUCGUUCACCCGUUAAGGUCACCCUCAGUGAAGGUCCUCACCACGUGGCCAUGUUCAAGGAUAGUUCUCGAGAGUUUGAUCUGACCAAGGAGGAGGAUCUUGCAGCUCUGAGGAAUGAGAUUGAGAUCAGAAUGAGGAAGAGUGUCAGUGAUGGCUGCACCGUCAGCUCUGAGACCAUCUCCCUCAGUGUUAAGGGCCCUGGCCUGCAAAGGAUGGUGCUGGUAGAUUUGCCAGGUGUCAUCAGUACGGUGACCUCAGGGAUGGCUCCGGACACAAAGGAAACUAUCUUCAGCAUAAGCAAAGCCUAUAUGCAGAAUCCUAAUGCCAUCAUCCUUUGCAUUCAAGAUGGGUCUGUGGAUGCAGAGCGCAGUAUUGUCACGGACUUGGUCAGCCAAAUGGAUCCUCAGGGCAAGAGGACGAUCUUUGUUUUGACAAAAGUGGACCUUGCAGAGAAAAAUGUGGCCAGUCCAAGCAGGAUCCAGCAAAUAAUUGAAGGCAAACUCUUCCCAAUGAAGGCUCUUGGGUAUUUUGCAGUAGUUACAGGAAAAGGAAAUAGCUGCGAAAGUAUUGAAUCUAUUAGAGAGUAUGAAGAGGAGUUUUUCCAAAACUCCAAACUACUUAAGAACUGUAUGCUGAAGGCCCAUCAGGUGACCACGCGGAACCUCAGCCUUGCUGUGUCGGACUGUUUUUGGAAAAUGGUGCGAGAGUCUGUGGAGCAGCAAGCAGAUGCUUUCAAAGCAACCCGUUUUAAUCUGGAGACUGAAUGGAAGAACAACUACCCGCGCUUGCGAGAGCUUGACCGGAAUGAACUGUUUGAAAAAGCAAAAAAUGAAAUCCUUGAUGAAGUCAUAAGCUUGAGCCAGGUGACACCAAAGCACUGGGAGGAGAUCCUUCAGAAGUCCUUGUGGGAGAGGGUCUCGACGCAUGUGAUAGAAAACAUCUACCUUCCAGCAGCACAAACCACAAAUUCGGGGACUUUUAACACCACAGUGGACAUCAAGUUGAAACAGUGGACUGAUAAGCAGCUGCCCAGCAAAGCUGUGGAGGUCGCCUGGGAGACCCUCCAGGAGGAAUUUGCUCGCUUCAUGACGGAAGAGAAGGGCAAAGAGCACGACGACAUCUUUGACAAACUGAAGCAAGCAGUUAAAGAUGAGAGCAUCAAACGACACAAGUGGAAUGAGAAAGCAGAAGACAGCCUGAGAGUGAUCCAGCACAAUGCCCUGGAAGAUCGCUCCAUCUCAGACAAGCAGCAGUGGGAUGCGGCAAUUCAGUUCAUGGAGGAAACGCUUCAGAGUCGCCUGAAAGACACUGAAUCAGUUAUUGAAGACAUGGUGGGCCCGGAUUGGAAAAAAAGGUGGCUCUACUGGGUGGGACGCACCAAAGAACAGACCAUCCGCAAUGAAACAAAAAAUGAACUUGAGAAGAUGAUCAGAUGCAAUGAAGAGCACCCAGCCUACCUUGCAAAUGACGAGGUCACAACUGUCCGAAAGAACCUGGAGGCUCGAGGGGUGGCAGUGGACCCGUGCUUGAUAAAAGACACCUGGCACCAGGUUUACAGGCAGCAUUUCUUGAAGAAAGCUCUGGGCCAUUGCAAUCUCUGCCGGAGAGGUUUUUAUUACUACCAGAGGCAUUUUGUGGACUCUGAGCUGGAAUGCAAUGAUGUGGUGCUCUUUUGGCGGAUACAGCGGAUGUUGGCCAUCACCGCCAACACUUUGAGGCAGCAGGUGACCAAUACGGAAGUGAGGCGCCUAGAGAAGAAUGUAAAAGAAGUGCUGGAAGAUUUUGCUGAGGAUUGUGCGAAGAAGAUGAAGCUGUUAACGGGGAAAAGAGUUCAGCUUGCUGAGGACCUCAAAAAAGUUCGGGAGAUCCAGGAGAAACUUGAAGUCUUCAUUGAAGCCCUCCAUGAAGAAGAGAAGUAGGCGGUUCACACAGUUGAACCUCUACAGCAAGACAAAGCCCUCUUCUGGAACACACUGCACUAGAAAGGCCCAGUGGAUCCUCCAGGUCCUCCUCUUCUCCCUCUUGCUCUUGUUUAGGGGUGUCCUAGGAGGUCACAAAGGAAACGAGGCAACUAGCAAGAGCCUGUGCGUUCUUGGGUGCAGCGUGCCUUAUGAGUGGGAGGUGGUGACGAUUAUGAAUGGGACGCAAGCCUGGCAACAGGAAUCUGGACUUUGUGAUCUUGAAAUGAUGAUUCGGAGGCGGGUGUCCAGAUUGUGCAAGUGCUCUCUUUUUUUUUUUUCUCCAGGGAGCUGGCAGAAGGGCUCCUUUCAUCUCCUCAAGUGGUUUUAUCUAGCCUGGAGCUCUGGUGCAUGAAGAUCCUGAGGAGCUUAAAAUAAAAUUUUAGCAUUUGUGCAUAUAUCGAUGACACCUUCUAAGUAAUGUUUGUUUGUUUUGUGUGAUCCAGCACACUGAGGUGUCCUCCAAGUGAUAAAAUUUGCCUUUAAAUAAUCUAUUGGGAGAAUUUAGGGAGUAAUUAUGGACUUGGUUGAAGCACUUGAGAGAAACUUGGCAGUGGUGAGCAAAAGUCCAGUGGAUGUUUCCAGUAUAUUUUCACAGAGGUAUUCAGGCUGCCAUGUAAGGGCCUCUUGCAUAGAGAUCUGCAUUAUCCACCAUUCAUUUUGUUGUAGUUUUUGGGGGGCGGGGGAUGGGACUUUGGCCAGCCACAUUUCAUUUUUAUUUUUUAUGUUUGCUGAGAAGAGUUCUUUACUAAUUCCAUGCCAAAUAAAAACAUUGUCAGAGGUGGUGGUGGUGAUGACAGCUUCCAGACAACUGAUUGUCCAACAGCAGCUUUUGAUACACUUGGGAUAAACAUCUUAGGGAGAGCCUUUGAAGAGAUUCGCUUGUGGAGUGUAAAGUGGGUGGCUUGGGUAAAAUGUAAAAAACUCGUGUGCUGUUGGGAGGCUGCUUUUUUCAAUGUGCUCCGGAUUGUUUAAGUCCUCCCCCUCCCCCAGUGGCCAUUGCCUUGUUGGAGCCCCACUGCUGCCACACUUACCAAGUCUGGGAAGGUGGGGCGUUUCCCUUGCUCCCCCGCCCACCAUUGAUCUGUGAAAUCUGGAAACAAGAUGAAUGGCAGAGUGGGAGCCGUUGCUGCUGCUGCUGCUGGAAACCAAAAGGAGUGUGAUGGAACGAGAGCACAAUCCUCAUUCCUCCACUGUUAAAAAAUGAAAUGGCAUUGUGUAGAAAAUGACCCUAAUGUUUUCAGCCACACACCAGAGAUUUUGAGUCUUGGGAUCUCGUGCCCUUGAUAAUAGAAAAUAUUCUUAGCUCCUUUGCCCUCACUGGAGACAAGCUGAGGAGUUUGCUAAAAAGGAGUGGUGGAAGAUCGUCCCCUGGCCUGAGCCUGUAGUUGUCUGGUCCUCUGUACCAAAAGCUGUUUUGCACGGACUGGAGGAGAUCUCUGUUAAGUGCUGGUGUGAACCGCAGCCACUGCUUAAGGGCCUCCUCUUGUGGGCCAGGAGCCUUCGCUCUCUCCUCUCGUUUGUGUGCUGUCUGGUAAACUCUUUGGUUAUAAAUCGCAAUCACCGAUCUGAACCUUAGCAUGAUGUAUCCCGUGGAAGUUAUUUAUUGAAUGCAGAUGUCAUUGAAGGGAAACAAAAUAAACAGGUUUUUGAACACUU
Rhineura floridana is the source of this 4971-nucleotide messenger RNA. It is a transcript of the gene OPA1, whose product is annotated as OPA1 mitochondrial dynamin like GTPase. Gene Ontology annotation, biological process: mitochondrial fusion. Bases 226 to 3273 code for a protein of 1015 amino acids. The record is from RefSeq and is a predicted model, not a curated record. Lineage: Eukaryota; Metazoa; Chordata; Lepidosauria; Squamata; Rhineuridae. Gene Ontology annotation, molecular function: microtubule binding; GTP binding; GTPase activity. Gene Ontology annotation, cellular component: cytoplasm; mitochondrial membrane; microtubule. The transcript is spliced from 31 exons.